GGCUGAUAUCUGAAUAAAGUUUCUGACUGUUCAAAGAAGAAACUAACUAUAUAUUGACUUGUGCUUCUUGUAAAGACGUCAGAACUGGACGGCUAAGUGGCUGAUCAGGAUUGCAGACUUCCUGGAGCAUCACAAUGAAUAGAGUGGAUGAUGUACGUGACUACAUUUGCUAAUGAUCAAGGAAGUUGUACCAUUUGAUAGACAAUUAUUGUGACCGCUGAUGCCGCUAUUAAAGCGACUGCUCGGAAGGAAACGGAGCAUUCAGUCGUUUCAGCUCGUUGGCAUUUUGGAAACGCCGCUCUUUUUUGCUUUGGUAUCUAUAUUUACUCAUUAACAAGACUGGUCGCAAUUAAGUGACAAUUUCACAUAAGUCAGUCUAGCAGUUUGGACAGUUUUACUACGCUUUUCUUGUUUGUUUUGGAAGCACAUAUAACAUUUUCCUGUAUUGGAGAUAGCGCAUCGAACCCUCUGGUAAAACAACAUGUUGAACAACAAUUGAAGAAUUUUGAAACAAGAGUCACUUCUGUAAAAAUGAUAUUGAAAGACUCAUGGUCAGUCCGGGGUACAUUGCGGGUUUGAUAAGUUCUAAAUAUAUCAUAAACCUAGGAAAGAAAACAAUGGCAUUGGGCAGUUCAGAAAAUGUCACAUUUCUGAACGAAACAAGAGUAUGGCUUGAACCUGUCACAGAAAGCGUACUGAUGUUAAGCGGACAAGAGGACAAUUCAUCUUAUCACCGUAAAGAAGAAUAUAUUGAGUAUUUUGUGGGAAAAGCCAUUUUUGAAUUUGUUCCUCCAUUCUUGCUCGUACUUGGGACAUUGGGAAAUAUGUUGUGUUUUUGGGUCCUCAGGAGUCGAUACAUGAGAGGUAUAACAGUGGCAUUCUUUCUGUCAGUAUUGGCGUGGUCGGAUACUGCAGUUUUAUGGCUGGGACUCUCGCGACACAUGGUCAGAACAUACACCGGAUAUGACAUCAGAAUGGCGCAUGCGUCCGUGUGCAAACUACAACGGUUUCUUCUCUACACAGCAUUAGAUUAUUCCCCGUGGGUUCUAGUCGCCGUGACGAUAGAACGUUUCAUCUCAAUUUGCUACCCGUACAAAGCGCACUCUCUGUGCUCAAAGAGGCGAGCGAAAAUAGCAGUUGCAAUCAUUGCCGUGGCGGUGGUUUUGAAGAAUGCCCACGUGUUUGGUACGGUGGAUUUUGUAACUGAACCAGGGACAAACAAAACUGUGUGCGGGUAUCCGUCUGGAGACAUUAAAUAUUUCUGGACUCUGGUUUUGCCAUGGGUCGUUUUGUGUAUAUACGCUAUUGGACCAUUCACGACCAUGUUGGUAUUAAACGGACUGCUGAUAUGUGAGCUUUGGAGAUCAAAACGGUACCACCAGACCAUGGCGCCGACUAAAAACAAAACCGACACCAGUCCGCAAGCGAAACACAUUGACACGUCAGUCUCCAUGACGAUCAUGCUUUUGGUUGUGACAUUUAUGUUCGUUCUUCUAGCCUCUCCCAGUUUCAUUAACUUGAUUAUAGAGCCUUAUUGGAAGCGCACGGACGGUCACGAGAAAGCUGUACAUCACCUUGUUCAGUCGUUGGUCCUGAUGUUAACAUACACCAAUCAUUCCAUUAACUUCAUAUUGUAUGCCCUAAGCGGCAAACGAUUCCGCGUCGUUCUUCGGCGCAUGCUCUGUGCGCAGUGGAAGUCACGUGACAAAGACUACAGGCUAACCAGGUGGGGUUCAGAUGAUGACAUGUACCCCGUCAGUGAUUAUGCUGCCACCAAGAUCAGCAAUCUGAACCUAGCGCCUAGAAUUAACAAUGGAAACGGAGCGAACACUAUCAAGCCUAAACUUCCGGUUGCGAGCCAUGUGUAAAACUUGGGAAAGGCAUAUGACUGAAUUAACUUCAGAUUUAGUUUAUGUUUACUGUUGAUACACCAUGCCUCACAACAAUGGUUCUUAACGUAACACUCCGUGAUUCAAUGCUACACGUACACUUCUAUGUCAUAUUGGGCGUAUCAUGUUGAUUAAACAGUAUUAAUUAUUGAUUUUGUUCAGAAUGAGCUUAUUCCGGUUAAUGGAAACUAUUUUUGUUUCUAAAAUGUAUUAUGUGAUGUUAAAAUAAGCUGAGCAAUACCAAUGUGUCAGUUUAGUGCUGUCUUCAAUACCGUUUUCCUUCAACAUGAAUAAAACGACGUAAAUAUAUUAUUCUUGUAUAAGUCCGCUCCUUCAAUAGUUUAAAAAACGCAGAUUGAUUUGAGUGGGCGUCGAACUCAACAUGCCUGUUUUGGGAUUAAAAUAAGGCAAAUGUUUGCUUUGUAGCUUAAACUGAUAAAAAGACAUUAAAAAUUACGUUUGUCAUUCCAGCAUCAGUUAUGGAAUAACGGUUGAUAUUAUUUGUUCAUGACAAGUAAGGGAAGUUUCAAUCUGAUUUAGAUAAAGUACGGUAAAUGCGUCAAAGUAUCUCAAAUUUGUCAUUGCGUUAGUUGAGAAGAACCGCAGUACCGACGGACGCAAUCACAAUGAUGUCUCCAUCAAAAAGUCUUUUUACAUCCUUGUUUGUCAUAAAAAUAGCUGAAAAGCUACUUUAAUUUGUCUUUCACGUCUUCCAAUAUAACUGUGCCUAGAGUGAGGCUCCGA
Molecule: messenger RNA, 2633 nt
Organism: Lingula anatina
Lineage: Eukaryota; Metazoa; Brachiopoda; Lingulata; Lingulida; Lingulidae
Product: growth hormone secretagogue receptor type 1-like
Biological process (GO): G protein-coupled receptor signaling pathway
Cellular component (GO): plasma membrane
Molecular function (GO): G protein-coupled receptor activity
Source: RefSeq, a predicted model, not a curated record